This is a messenger RNA of Salvia splendens (bonfire salvia), 2165 nucleotides long. Its product is annotated as probable methyltransferase PMT10. Bases 267 to 2156 code for a protein of 629 amino acids. Gene Ontology annotation, cellular component: trans-Golgi network; endosome; cytoplasm. Lineage: Eukaryota; Viridiplantae; Streptophyta; Magnoliopsida; Lamiales; Lamiaceae. The record is from RefSeq and is a predicted model, not a curated record. The transcript has 8 exons. Gene Ontology annotation, molecular function: methyltransferase activity.
AUGUACUUUUAUUUCAAUAGUUCAAUGUUCUUACAUUAUACUUAUGUGGUAAUAGUUACUAUUAUUUCUUUUGAUUCGAUAUAAUAUUACACCAAUAUAGAGUCAAACUAAAUUUAAGUAUUAGCAUAAAUAAGUGUGCAUAGCAUAAAUAACUUGCAUAUCAUCGCUUUUCGGCUACGUGCCGUGAAUCUCAAAACCCUUCUCUCAUCAAACUCUAUCUUCCUCUGCCAUUUUUCUGCAUCAACAAAAUCCAUACACACUCAAAAAUGAAGCCCAUGAACACAAGCUCAUCAUCACCCCUCUCCACCAACCUCUCAACCUUCACAAAGAUCAUAUCUUUCUCACUCCUCUCCUUCUCUGUCUUCGUUGUAUUCAAAUGCUUCUCUGCAUACACCAUUCCCACACCCCAGAACCAACAGCUCUCCUUCUCCAACACCAAUCCAGCUGCUGAAACCACCCCUUUAGCGCCAUCUCCUCCUGUGACGCAGAGGCCGGUGCUGGAGAGAACAGGGAUCAUAAAUGAGCUGGGAACGAUGACGGAGGAUUUCCUAGUUGGGGAAUUCGAUGAAGGGCUGAUAGAGAGCAUAGUGGUGGUUUCCAACACCAGUGAUGAGAGGGGGGAGAGAAAAGUAGUUAGAGUUGAGAAAUUUAGUAUUUGUGAGAUGAAUAUGAAUGAUUAUGCUCCUGGUUUGGACGAUGUGGAUAGUGAUUUCCAACUUAAUUUGUCUGAGAAGGGGAAAGGAUUGGAUUGUUUGGUGCCGAGGCCUAAAGGAUACAAGCUUCACAUUCCAUGGCCGAAAAGCAGGGAUGAGGUCUGGUUCGACAACAUACCUCAUACGCUUGUGGAUAGGGUGAACAAAGAUCCAGUGUUGAGAAAAGAUGACAAGCUUGUAUUUCCAGGAGAUGGGCCUCAAUUUAUCCGUGGCACGAACAAAUACUUGGAUCAGAUAUCCAAGAUGGUUCCUGAGAUUGCAUUUGGCCGUCAUACACGAGUUGCUUUGGAUAUCAGCUCUGGACUUGCGAGUUUUGGGGCCUACCUACUGGAACGGAAUGUAACAACUCUUUCAAUAGCUCCAAGAGAUGUUCAUCAUAACCAGAUCGAACUUGCAUUAGAGAGAGGCGUACCUGCCAUGAUAGCUACAUUUGGAAGGCACCGGUUGCCUUACCCAAGCCAAGCAUUCGACCUGGUUCAUUGCUCUAGGUGUGGAGUUAAUUGGACUGUUGAUGGUGGGAUUUUGCUACUUGAGGCGAAUCGCCUACUUAGAGGGGGAGGAUACUUCGUGUGGGAAGCAGAGCCCGUUUACAAGUCUGAGAACGAACUUGGGGAGCAGUGGAGAGCAAUGGAGGAUCUCACCAGCAACAUUUGUUGGGAACUAGUCAAUAAGGAAGAGUAUAUCGCCAUUUGGCAGAAGCCUCUAAACAAUAGUAGCUACCUCAAUCGAGAACCUAAUGCACAGCCAUCGCUAUGUAGCAGUGAUGACAAUCCAGAAGAUAUAUGGUACGCGGAGGUGAAGGCUUGCAUCACGCGCUUGCCUGAAAAUGGCUAUGGAACUAAUACUUCUGACUGGCCUGCCCGCCUCCACAGCCCACCAGACAGGCUAUUCACCAUACAAAUGGAUGCUGAGAAAUCUAGGAAGGAACUCUACAAAGCAGAUUCAAAAUAUACGAAUGAAAUCGUAAGAGGAUAUGUUGGUGCUUUUCACCUCAAUCAGAUGAAUCUGCGGAACGUCAUGGACAUGAAAGCUGGAUAUGGAGGAUACGCAGCAGCUUUGGUGGAUUUCCAGUUCAGCAGCUGGGUCAUGAAUGUCGUCCCAGUUGGCGGUCCCAAUACGCUGCCUUUGAUAUACGACCGUGGUUUAAUAGGUGUAAUGCAUGACUGGUGUGAGCCGUUUGCCACAUAUCCAAGAACAUACGAUCUGCUGAAUGCAGUAGGCCUCUUCUCUGUAGAACAGAGGAGAUGUAACAUAACCAACAUAAUGCUGGAGAUGGACCGGAUCCUCAGACCAGGCGGGCGCGUUUACAUACGCGACACCACUGCUGUGAUCGAACAACUCGAAGAAAUCGCAAAGGCAGUAGGAUGGGUGCCCUUCAUGUUUGACUCCGGAGAGGGGCCACAUUCAAACUGGAAGCUUUUAGCUUGUGAGAAGCGGUUGUAAGAUAAACAC